UGAGUCACGUCGAUGCCAAUUGCGCCGGGCGCUCUGCGAGCGCCAAGGCCGCCACACUAGCACUUUUGCGCCCAACUUACUGAGUCAAAGAACCCGUCUGGGACAGCGUGGCCGCCCCUGGUCCGGACAACUGUCCUGAAAUGGCAGCUCAAGCAUAUAAAAGAGUGGACAAAGCCGCCAGCUAUUGUGAACAAAGCCCAAAAGAAUCCUUUCAUCCACACCCCAGGCUGUCGAAGCACCUGUGAUAAAACGUAUUUGAACGAGCUCUCCAGGUUUACCAACUCACUACUUUUACUGAACGCUUUACUCACUUUUAUCACUCACACCCCUAUCGCACAUCACGAUACUCCACAAUGGUAUCUUCCAUUCCCAAUGUCACACGCCCGACCAAUGUUGGCGACGCCAAAGGCUACUAUCUCAGAUGUCGUGAUGUAGAUGGCACGUCUGUAAUGAUCACUCAAACUGCUACUGGUCUUGGCGCUCAUACGCGCUGGAUCUACCCCGAACACGACACGAACGAUCAUGAAGAAGAAAACGGCAUGGAUAUAGACGAGGAGGGGGGCGCCACACCACCGCCAAGCACCACGGCGUGCUUUCCUCAGACUCCUGUGACCCAGCAUGCGUUCGACGCGGGCUCUGUCCUUCGCACACCCGUAAAGAGACCCCAGCCACUUCAGCGUAGCCCCGAGCGCAUCGGCUUCAAAGGGAUCGACUUCUGGCACAACAAUUCACUGGGCACUCGUACUGUCGAACAGACUAGCUCUGGUGUUCGCAUGAGAUAUGUACUGGAGAGGCCCGUCGGCUCUGCCACGAACUUGACGAAAGAGCAAAUUCUCGAGCACGAGUUCCAGAGGAACCACGAGACAUUUUUGACUCAGGUGGGACAAUUACUCGGCCACGAGGAAAAGGAACGGGUGGUGAGAGAGAUGAACACAACUUCACCGGCAGCGGAUGGUCCUGCUGGUGUGGGCACUGAAAGACAUGUUCACUUUGUCUCGUCUGAGCCGUCUAUCUUUAUUGAAGAGGAAGAGGAUGUAUCAGAGUUUGGAGUUGGACCUAGGGGUGAGAGAUUGAAUUCUCAAGGUCUCCCCAUGCUUGGAGCACAUGGGACUGUCAUAAUCGACACUACGUUCAAGCCUCAAGUUCGACCGACGCUGCCUUCCCCGAAAGCCCCGCAGAUACAAACCAAACCGGCGGAUCAAGAGAACACCAAGCACCUCGGUAGCAUCACCGUCGAGGGGAAGGAAUGGCAGGUCUACAAAACCUUGAGGCCUAGGAAGGAUGGACAACCCCGAAUCAUCAGGUCGUCUCCUGUGCAACCCAGGACACGUAAGCCUCGGAAGAGCAUGCGGUCAUCGCCUCUCACGAGGCAGCCUACUAUCUUGAUCGGCGUUGUAUAAGGGCAUUGCCGUCUGUUCGAGACUGCUAGCUUGAGAGAGUGCAUACCUUAUCAUGAGUUAGCUUCGGUAGUACGGUCGUUAUGGUUAAUGUAAUACUUAUGCAGGCGCUCCUUGCGCGCUCAUCACAUAUAGAUUAUGCUAGUACCGUAAGCGCUGGCUGGUCUCUUAUCCCACAUAUUUUUGAAAACACAUUUUAAGAUUUAUCGAAGUGACUCAGCUUCGACGCCGUUACCGUGCAUUCAUCCAAUAAUAGCCUAUGGCGAAUUACAUAAUGAUCUACCUGAAAU
This is a messenger RNA of Suillus fuscotomentosus, 1687 nucleotides long. RefSeq lists its product as uncharacterized. The coding region runs from base 354 to 1400 and encodes 348 amino acids. The record is from RefSeq and is a predicted model, not a curated record. NCBI's taxonomy places the organism in Eukaryota, Fungi, Basidiomycota, Agaricomycetes, Boletales, Suillaceae. The transcript has a single exon.